UUUUUUAAAGAAAGUAAAAAAUAUACAGUGAUAUGAAAUUGAUGGAAAUCUAUCUUAUUAAAUGGCGUCCUAAAGUAACGUAAAAUUUCUUGGAAAAAGCAAAGAUUACAGAUGUUUUUUUUAUUAUUAUGAAAAUACUCGCUAAAUGGGCGUAAAAAUGUGCGAUUAUUAUAAAAAAUUGUAUGCAAUUAUGUUAUAAAUAAAGAAUGAUUAGGUUUGACACUUUGAUUGCUUAAUAAAUUGGUGCUUUAUCGUCGCUAGUGUAUCAGCUACUGAUAGUUUCUCUUUUUAAGAUAACGAUAACUUUUUGAAGAUAAAUUCUUUUAUAUUUACUAAAAGAUUAUCUGCUAUUCAUUAACUAUGUUAAUAUAUCCAGUCACCUUAAAUAAGGACAAGACGUUUAGCUAUGAACAUAUUUAAAAGAUGAUGAAUAAAAGUGCGUGUCGUGAGACGUGGUAGAAGAAUAUAAUUUUACAUAACGGUGUAUGCAGGUGGAGAACAGUGACCUUUCGGAAUAGUGUGUCAAGUUCUUAUUGUAUAAAAAAAGAAAUAAGGGAAAAUGUCAAAUGAUGUAUAUACAGAUAUAUGGUACGAUGUUAUUCCACUUCACCAUAGGCCAGAUUUAGUUAAAGAAUGUUGUAAAUUACUCAAUACAGAAUGGCCAAGAAGUGAAACAGCUCGAUUAAAAUCUUUAAGAGUAUCUUGUGAUGAAUUUCCUACGUGUCUGAUUUUAUUAGAUAGAGAAAGCCGAGUACUUGGUCAUUGCAAAGUUUCUUUGAUACCUAAAGUACGUCAUAGUUGUUACAUCGAAUCAGUUGUAGUUGAUAACAAAUCCAGAGCUCAAGGAUUGGGAUCUAGAUUGUUACGUGGGACAGAAGAAUAUGUGGCAAGGAAAGGUUUCAAAAUGGUAUACUUAAUAACAAAAGGUCAAGAACUAUUUUAUAUUAAAAAUGGAUAUAAGAUUUGUGACCCCAUCGAAACGUGUGGAUUUAGAAAAUUUGUACCUCCUAUUACCAAAACCGAAGCAAAGCAUAAAGAAAAAAUUACUACUUUUUCUGGUCCCCCACCCCCUCCAAUGCCACAAUUAGUAUUUGAAUAUUUUGAUAUAAGAAUGCUAUCUCAAAAAACACACAUGGUUAAAAAAUUAUGAUAAUUAUAUUUUAUAGAUUUUUUCAAAAUAA
Polistes canadensis is the source of this 1181-nucleotide messenger RNA. RefSeq names its product N-acetyltransferase 6 (gene Naa80). The coding region runs from base 560 to 1150 and encodes 196 amino acids. NCBI's taxonomy places the organism in Eukaryota, Metazoa, Arthropoda, Insecta, Hymenoptera, Vespidae. Gene Ontology annotation, molecular function: acetyl-CoA binding; N-acetyltransferase activity. The transcript has 5 exons. The record is from RefSeq and is a predicted model, not a curated record. Gene Ontology annotation, biological process: protein acetylation. Gene Ontology annotation, cellular component: cytoplasm.